AUGGAUGGACUAAAUGGCUCUGUGAUUUCUGAGUUUGUGUUGCUAGGACUCUCCAGUUCUUGGGAAACUAUGGUUUUUCUCACAGUACUAUUCUCCUUGCUCUACUUGGGAAUCAUCCUUGGAAAUCUUUUUAUUUUUGUUUUAGUGAUUCUUGAUUCUCACUUACAUUCGCCUAUGUACUUUUUGCUGGCCAACCUGUCCCUUAUUGACCUGGGUGUUGCCUCUACAACGGUCCCUAAGAUGAUAAGAGACCUUUUAAAUGAACACAAAAGAAUUUCUUUUCAAGGUUGUAUGACACAGAUAUGCUUCAUCCACAUCUUAGGAGGAGUAGAAAUGGUGUUACUCAUAGGGAUGGCAUUUGACAGGUACACAGCCAUCUGUAAGCCUCUCCACUAUUUGACCAUCAUGAAUCCCAAAGUGUGUGUUUCAAUUGUAAUCACUGGCUGGGUAACUGGAGUUAUCCAUGCUAUGUCUCAGUUUUCAUUUGUUAUUAACCUACCCUUUUGUGGACCUAAUAAAAUAGACAGCUUUUUUUGUGACUUUCCCAGGAUCAUAAAACUUGCAUGCCUAGAUGGAUACAAGUUUGAGUUUAUUAUUGCUGCCAACAGUGGAUUCAUGAGCAUGGGCACCUUCUUCCUGUUAAUUAUUUCCUAUGCUUUUAUUUUGGUCACUGUCUGGAAGCGUUCUAAAGGUGAUUUAUCUAAGGCAUUCGUCACUCUGUCAGCUCACAUCACUGUAGUGGUUCUUUUUUUCACUCCAUGCAUGUUUCUUUAUGUAUGGCCUUUCCCCAAAUCAUCACUUGAUAAAUAUUUGUUCAUUGUUGACUUUGCUAUUACUCCUAUCUUGAAUCCUGCCAUUUAUACAUUAAGGAACAAAGAUAUGAAGGAAGCAAUAAAAAGAUUGCACAAACAGAGAUAUUUUCUCAAAUUUUGCUGGUCACAUAUGCCUUGGGGGUUUAAGAGUUAA
This is a messenger RNA of Elephantulus edwardii (Cape elephant shrew), 966 nucleotides long. Its product is annotated as olfactory receptor 4F21-like. Gene Ontology annotation, cellular component: membrane. Bases 1 to 966 code for a protein of 321 amino acids. Gene Ontology annotation, biological process: G protein-coupled receptor signaling pathway. Gene Ontology annotation, molecular function: olfactory receptor activity; G protein-coupled receptor activity. The transcript has a single exon. NCBI's taxonomy places the organism in Eukaryota, Metazoa, Chordata, Mammalia, Macroscelidea, Macroscelididae. The record is from RefSeq and is a predicted model, not a curated record.